Messenger RNA from Mustela lutreola (European mink), 1642 nucleotides. RefSeq names its product Golgi reassembly-stacking protein 2-like. Gene Ontology annotation, biological process: Golgi organization. Gene Ontology annotation, cellular component: Golgi apparatus. Gene Ontology annotation, molecular function: protein binding. NCBI's taxonomy places the organism in Eukaryota, Metazoa, Chordata, Mammalia, Carnivora, Mustelidae. The record is from RefSeq and is a predicted model, not a curated record.
GAGCGGAGCGGGUGGUGCGCGGGGGGCGGGGAGCAAUGCGGAUCCCCUUCGGGCCACACCGAUCGCCCGCCGCCAUGGGGUCCUCGCAGAGCGUCGAGAUCCCUGGCGGGGGGACGGAAGGCUACCACGUCCUUCGGGUACAAGAAAAUUCCCCAGGACAUAGAGCUGGACUGGAGCCAUUCUUUGAUUUUAUUGUUUCUAUUAAUGGUUUGAGAUUAAAUAAAGACAAUGACACUCUAAAGGAUCUACUGAAAGCAAAUGUUGAAAAGCCUGUAAAAAUGCUGAUCUACAGUAGGAAAACACUGGAGCUGCGAGAGACAUUUGUCACCCCCAGCAACAUGUGGGGUGACCAGGGCUUGCUGGGAGUGAGCAUUCGUUUCAGCAGCUUUGAUGGGGCAAACGAAAAUGUUUGGCACGUAUUGGAAGUAGAAUCAAAUUCUUCCGCGGCACUGGCAGGUCUCAGUCUUGUAUCAUCUUGUAUCAUUGGAGCAGAUACAGUCAUGAAUGUGUCUGAAGAUCUGUUCAGCCUUAUUGAAACACAUGAAGCAAAACCACUGAAGCUUCAUGUGAAUAAUACAGACACUGAUAACUGUCCAGAAGUGAUUAUUACACCAAAUUCUGCAUGGGGUGGUGAAGGCAGCCUAGGAUGCGGCAUUGGAUACGGUUAUUUGCAUCGAAUACCAACCCGCCCGUUUGAAGAAGGGAAGAAAAUUUCUCUUCCUGGACAGAUGACUGGUACACCUAUUACUCCUCUUAAAGAUGGGUUUACAGAGGUCCAGCUGUCCUCAGUUAAUCGCCCAUCUUUGUCACCACCGGGAACUACAGAAAUUGAACAGGGUCUGUCUGGACUUUCUAUUAGCUCAACUCCACCAGCUGUCAGUAAUGUUUUCAGUACAGGUGUCCCAACAGUGCCAUUAUUGCCACCACAAGUAAACCAGUCCCUUACUUCUGUGCCACCAAUGAACCCAGCUACUACAUUACUAGGUCUGAUGCCUUUACCCACAGGACUGCCUAACCUGCCUGCCCUCGCCAACCUCAACCUCCCCACACCGCACGUCAUGCCAGGCGUCAGCUUACCGGAACUCGUGAACCCGGGUUUGCCACCUCUUCCUUCCUUGCCUCCCCGAAACUUAUCUGGCAUUGCACCUCUCCCCAUGCCAUACGAGCUCCUCCCGUCAUUCCCUUUGGUUCCGGAGGUGUCUUCUGCAGCAAGCUCAGGGGAGCUGCUCUCCUCUCUCCCACCCACCGGCAGCCCACUCUUCGACCCUGCCACGACCACUGCAAGGGCAGACGCUGCCUCCGCACCCGCUGCCUCCGCACCGGCUGUGGAUGUGACGCCCCCCGCCCCCAAGGCCCCCAGCACUGUUGAGGACAGAGGCUGCGAACCCACCCCAGCCAGCGAGAAGCCUGUCUCUGAGGUUACGGAUGAGAGUGCCUCCGAGUCACCCUAGCUUUGAAGCAGCCUUCGGAGUCAGCGUGGUGGGCUUAUUUAACCACGCGAGCAUGUCUGGAAAUGCAAACUGUCAUUAAUUUCAUCCUAGUUUGUACCAUACCUGUAGGCAUCCUGUAAAUAAUUCUAAGGGGAAAACUGAGGAAGAGGACAUGGGCUUGUAUCCUGCCAGGCUGGGGUGGUACUCACAGG